AUGAAAUUACUUUGUAGUUCUUAUUCAAGGAUUGAAGAGUUCUGUAAAAACACAUAUUAUUUACCAGCUUUGUUGAAAAUUAUGAGAACAGAAGAAUUUCACGUGUGGAAUUGCUUAAUAGAGGCGGAGUAUGACUUUACAUUUAAUCGAAUUUGCCCCAAAAAUUUGACUGACACUUCGGUGCAGAAGUCUAUGCUUUUUGACAUCUCAACUGAAAAGGCUAGUAUUGUCCAAUUUUUCAUCCACAGUCAAUUCUAUGAGAUAGCGACACAACAUAUGAAAUCCUUCGACAUUUCAAAUCUAUCUCCAAUAGUUUAUGAGAAAGUUUUGUUUUAUGCAAGUCUACUGGAAGAGUCAAAUUAUAGAAGUCUUUUCUAUCGCGGCCGCUUUAUCAAUGAUUGGAAAAUGAUAAUGAAGAAUAAGAUACUACCUAAAAUACUACCGUACUAUCAUGAAAUACCUAUUGAAGAGUUGUUUUUGUUGUAUUUGGAUACUUGUAUAAGGAGUAUGCUAUCAGUCUUGGCGGCUAAAACAGUGAAUCAUAAUCAACCUUACGUUGAACAUAUGGACAUUAUGAAGUUGUAUAAUGGACAUGGGAAAGUUUGUUCAUGGGUAGUCUAUGCUUUUGUUUUAAAAGUGAUUUAUGAGACUUGGGAUUCCUUUAAUUUUGGCGUCUCAUCAACAAGUUUAACUCAUGCAAUUUGUACCACAUCAGGCAUAAUAGCAGGAAGUUUUGCUUACGUUAUAAUAAACCAGAAACUAUACUAUGAAAGACUUGGGAAUAGCGAAAACUUUAAAAGAUCAAAACUAAACGUUGAAUCACUUUGGAUUUUUUAUAAAUGCCUCCAAGAAAAUAGGUUUUUAUCUUUAAGAUCUGUAGAGAUCGAAAAUGGAAUCAAAGAUAAUUUGGAUUUCCGCUAUUCGAAUACAGAUUUUAUGACCACAUCUGUUCAAAUAUUAUUCAAGUUGAGUAAUUCCACUGGUGAUAAAAAUUAUCCUGAAGAUAUUAUUAGCACAUCCAAUCCAUUCAGAAGAAUUUGCUAUGCAAUUGAAGAAUUUGAUUCUAAAUCUCGUGGCGAGGUUGUGAAGACCAGAGCUAGCUAUGGUAUAGUUCUAAGACGAAUUGGAGACCACCAAAAAGUUUAUAAUAUCACUGGAUGUAUUGAGAAUGUAUCGAAUGAGAAUAUAGUUCCUUGGAAAUUUGAGGACUCAGAUGAUAUCAUAUCUUUGAUUGCAUUGAUAAGAUUUAACAAUUUAUUUUUAAAUUGCUUUAAAGCUUUAAGAAUUGAUUUUGACAAUAGAACUCUCAAAUUUAUUUCAUAUAAAUAG
Lodderomyces pseudojiufengensis is the source of this 1329-nucleotide messenger RNA. RefSeq lists its product as uncharacterized. The transcript has a single exon. Bases 1 to 1329 code for a protein of 442 amino acids. The record is from RefSeq and is a predicted model, not a curated record. Lineage: Eukaryota; Fungi; Ascomycota; Pichiomycetes; Serinales; Debaryomycetaceae.